CCGGACGCGCUCCUAUUGUCCUGCUAUUGUCUGCAGCAAUGCAAAAGACAAUUGACAAAAGCCAUGGCUGCCCCGAGUGUCUUCCCAUUCUCCCCUUCGCUCUCUUCAUCCUGCGACAUCUGUUCGCGUGCGCCGUCGCCAGACGAGCCUCGCAUUCGACACUCUCGCCAUGCCUGCUACGACCCCAAUGACACCUAACGCCUCUACUUUCGACCUCGAGCAGAACCUCGAAUCCACCACCACUGUCAAUGUAUCAUCAGCGACACCAUCCAACUCUACGCCAGAAUGCCCACCACCCCAACCGUCGAUUCGUCUGCUCUUCUCGUUGGUCUCGAGGCGUGACUUCUACCUGAUCGUCCUGCCCGCCAUUCUCACUUCGAUGCUCGCCGGAGGCGUCGCUCCUUUCAUGACAUACGUCGUCGGCGAGUCUUUCAACGCGUUCGCCAACUUCCCGACUACCCCGAACCCCUCCGAGUCUGCGAAGACCAGCCUGCUGCACGGUGUCGGCCUCGCCGCGCUCGAGCUUGUCGGCUUGGCCGCGGGCGCGCUCGCACUCAGCAGCAUCACCUCGAGCCUGUGGAUCUGGACAGGCGAGCGGAACCUGAUGGCGGUCCGCAAGAAAGUGUACGCAGCCGUCACGCGCAAGGAUAUGGUCUGGUUCGACACCAAGAUGGGUGCGGAGGACUCGGUACAGGUAGCCGAGGGGGAUGGUCCUCUCGGUGCUGGUGGUCUCAUGGCAAAGUUUGCCAGAGAGACGGAUGAAGUCCGGAUGGCGUCGUCGCUGGCGUCUGGCUUCAUCAUCCAGUACCUGACCACUUCGAUUACCUGCCUCAUCCUCGCCUUCGUGCAGUCGUGGUCGCUUACCCUGAUCAUCCUAUCCGCCGUCCCGGUUCUCAUGGUCAUCCAGACCGCGUCGCAGAUCUUCGCCGGUGCGCACCUCGGUGUCGAGCGCGCUACCACCGCCACUGCAGCCACUCUGGUGGACCGCGCCGUGGCAGCUAUCGCCACGGUCAAGGCGUUCAACGCGGAGACCCACGAGCAAGAGACCAUCGGCCGCGUCCUCGACGCGAUGCAGGUUGCGGCGAACAAGUGCAUCACCGUCUGGGGCAUCACGUCCAGCCUCGGGCAAUUCGUUAUGAUGGCGAUGUUCGUGCAGGGCUUCUGGUUCGGCUCGAAGCUCGUGCGCGACGGGACGAUCACUCCCGGCGCCGUGAUGUCGGUCUUCUGGGCGUGUCUCAUCGCGACUAGUAACCUGCAGAUGUGCAUCCCGCAGCUGAUUGUGCUCAGCAAGGGCAAGUUCUCCAUGGCCGCGCUCUUGACUCUCGUGGAGUCCGCCCCGGCCUCGCCCGUUGCACAGUCGAACUCGACCGUCCACGCGCCCCUGAAGCCCACGAGGCGUCCGACGCACAUCCGCAAGAUCGUCCCGGCCAAGUGCCGCGGCGAAUUUGAGCUUGACGGCGUCACGUUCGCGUACCCCAGCCGGCCGACGAUGCCGGUCCUCCAGGACGUCUCGAUCUUCCUCCCCUCGAACGAGACGUCGUUCAUCGUCGGCGGCUCCGGGUCGGGCAAGUCCACCAUCGCGCAGCUGCUUGUCCAGAUGUACGCGACCGCCGAGGGCGCGAUCCGCUUCGACGACCAGGACAUGAGGUACCUCGACGAGGACUGGAUGCGCUCGCACGUCGCUGCGAUCUCCCAGGGAUGCAUCCUCUUCGACAUGACCGUCCACGAGAACGUCGCGAUGGGCCUCGCGUAUUCGGGCAGCUGCCGCCGCCCAGAGGAUGUCACUCGCGCGGAGGUCGAGGCUGUCUGCCGCGCGGCGCUCAUGCACGAGUUCGUUAGGGACUUGCCGGAAGGAUACGACACGCGUCUGGGCAACGGCGGCGCGAACUUGUCGGGAGGUCAGAAGCAGCGUCUGGCCAUCGCCCGUGCGCUCUUGCGCAACCCCACGGUCCUUAUUCUUGACGAAGCGACGUCCGCGCUGGACGCGACUUCGCGCAUUCUCGUGUUCGAGGCCAUCAAGCGCUGGCGCACGAACAUGACCACAAUCGUGAUCACCCACGACCUGUCCCAGAUCGAGCCGGAGGACUUCGUGUACGUGCUCAAGUCUGGGCAGGUCGUCGAACAGGGCUUCCGUAGCGAGCUCGAGUGCUUCGCAAAUGGCGAGUUUCGGCAAAUGGUCUUCACUCAGGAGGCCUCGGGUGGCUUCCAGGAGAAGCCUCAGGCAGAGGCCGAGGCUGUCCCCGUCGAAGCUAUCCUGGAGCAGCAAGACGUGGAGAUGCAGGAGGAGCUCGCCGCGUUCAAGGACACGGCAAAGACCCUCAAGCACCGCAGUGUCGCGCCCACCAUUCGGCCCCUGACGCUGGGUAACUGGAUGUUCGAGGCCGUCGCUGACCUUACGAAGCCAAGCGCGCCCCCCAAAGCCGUCCUGGCGGCGCGCGAGACGCAACGGAUCAGCCGGUUUGUCCCUCCUGAGGAGGAGCCUACGGAGGAAAUCGCCAAACAGCGUCGCAGGAAGACGCUGCACAUUGACAUCCCUUCGCUCGCCUCGCCCCCGGCGACUCUCACGUCGGCGAGCCAUCGUUACAGCCUGCAGUUCACCCCGACGUCCCCCACACUCUACUCCCACCGCUCCACGACCUCCCUUCUUUCUCCGAUCGCUAUCGACGACGAAGACUUCGACCUCGAGAAGGCAGCCCUGCAACGCACCGCCACCGAGGCCACGUCGAAGAGGCCCGAGAUGAAGCGCGUCCGCACGCGUUGGGACGAGAAGAGCCUGGCAGCCCUCACGGCUGUCAAGGUCGAAUCGUCUGAUGCGCCUGCGCACGAGGAGGUUGCCUCUGAGUCGUCCUCCUCGCAGCAGUCCUUCUGGAGUCUCAUCCGCGACAUCUACCCCACACUACCCAGCAAGCCGCUUCUGGUGUUUGGGAUGCUCUGCUGCCUUGCCAGCGGCGCGAUGACCCCCUUGUUCUCUUUCCUCCUGUCUCGCAUUUUCUUCGAGGUCUCCAUCGGCGCGAAGGACGUCUCGACAAUCAACAUGUUCGGGGGGAUCGUCCUGGCUGUUGCCGUGGCUGACGGACUAUUCAUUGGACUGAAGUACGCGGUGAUGGAAGUCGUCGCGAUGUCGUGGGUCACUCGCGUGCGCAAGGUGUGCCUCGCGCGCCUGCUAGCGCAGGACAAGAAGUGGUUCGACAAGACGGACAACAGCGCCGUCCGGAUCGUGCAGAUCCUCAUCAAGGACGGGGACGACGCGCGCUCGCUGAUCGCCACCGUGCUCUGCCAGGCGAUCGUCGUCUCUGCGAUGCUCGGCGUCGGCCUCACCUGGGCUCUGGUGCGGGGAUGGCAGCUAACGUUGGUGGGCUUCGCGAUCGCGCCAGUGUUUGCGAUCACCAUGGCCGUGCAGACCAACUUCGUCGCGAAGUGCGAGAUGAGGAACAAGCGCGCUCGGGAGGACGUUGCGAAGGGAUACUACGAUGCUAUCUCCAACAUCCGCGGCAUCCGCGCCAUGGGCUUCGAGAGCGCCUUCCAAAGCAAGUUCGACCAGUCCGUCGACUCGGCUCUCUCCAUGGGACUGCGUGGCGCCUUCGUGGAGGGCUGCACCUACGGUGUCGCAAGUGCCCUCAUCUACCUCGCGGAGGCUGUGUUGUUCUACGUCGGCGCGGUCCUCAUUGCUCGCGGGACGUACUCCUACCUCCAGAUGGUCCAGGUCCUGAACCUUGUUGUGUUCUCCGUGUCUAUCGGUUCGCAGCUUAUGGGCUUUACGCAAAGGAUUGCCAAGUCCGUGCAGGCUACCCGUGACUUCAACAUGCUCCUCAAGCUUUCGACGUUCACCGACGAGUCCCGCGGCGUCCUACGCCCGGAAAUGCACGGCAACGUUUCUCUCAACAAUGUUUCCUUCGCUUACCCGGAACGCGCCGACGUUCCCGUGCUGAAGGACCUAUCUCUCGAGAUCGCGGAGAACGAAUGCGUUGCCAUCGUAGGUGCUUCUGGAUGUGGCAAGUCUACCAUCGCCGCUCUGUUGCAACGCCUAUACGAGCCCGAAGCGGGAUCCAUCAGCAUGGGACUGAACGAACUGCGGUCUACUGACGUUCACCACCUACGUGACCACGUCGCCGUCGUCAGCCAACACCCGAACCUGUUCGACACCACCGUCACCGAGAACAUCGCAUACGGGAACAAGACACUUUCUGUCGAGGACGUGCAACGAGCCGCAAAGGCGGCAAACGUGCACGACUUCAUCGAGUCGUUGCCAAAGGGCUACGACACGCUCGUCGGUGAGAACGCAUCGCUGAUCUCAGGCGGGCAGGCCCAGCGCCUGCAGAUCGCGCGAGCACUCGCGAAGCCGGCGCGCAUCCUGAUCCUCGACGAGUGCACGUCUGCGCUGGACGCGGAGAACCAGGCGGCGAUCAUGGAGACGCUUAUGCAAGCUCGAGUCGGCCGGACCACACUCGUAGUGACGCACAAGCUGCAGAUGAUGCGGAUGUGCGACAGAAUCGUCGUCGUCCAUGACGGCGUCGUCGCUGAGUCGGGCACGUACGAAACGCUGAUGCAGAAGCGUGGCGUGUUCGCCCAGCUGGCGAGCGGUGGCGAAUGGACAGGUGACUGACCUGUGUUCUGAUUUGUUUCUCUCUUUCUCUCCUGUCUUUCUUUUUCUCUGGUCUCUCAUCUCGCACAUGUAGCAUUGAACAUUUCACGCCCCGCACACACCUCUCAUGACUGCAAGAUUAUUUGAUACCACCCCGA
Molecule: messenger RNA, 4740 nt
Organism: Rhodofomes roseus
Lineage: Eukaryota; Fungi; Basidiomycota; Agaricomycetes; Polyporales; Fomitopsidaceae
Product: P-loop containing nucleoside triphosphate hydrolase protein
Exons: 5
Coding region: 170-4603 (1477 amino acids)
Biological process (GO): transmembrane transport
Cellular component (GO): membrane
Molecular function (GO): ATP binding; ABC-type transporter activity; ATP hydrolysis activity
Source: RefSeq, a predicted model, not a curated record